Molecule: messenger RNA, 1884 nt
Organism: Plasmodium gallinaceum
Lineage: Eukaryota; Apicomplexa; Aconoidasida; Haemosporida; Plasmodiidae
Product: conserved Plasmodium protein, unknown function
Exons: 6
Coding region: 1-1884 (627 amino acids)
Source: RefSeq, a predicted model, not a curated record
AUGAAUGAAAGUUUUAAUAAUAAUUAUUUGAAUAAUGUUUAUUUAGAAUUUAAUUUGUUUAAUAAUUUUUUAAAGGAAUUAAAUGAAAAAAUAAAAUAUAGCAAUAAUGAAAAUUAUACGUCCAUAUACGACUGUUGUAUUGAAAAUAUUUAUAACAUACAUAAUAAAUUUAAUGAGUGGAAUAAUAAUAAAGAAGAAAUUGAUGAUAAGUUUAUAGAAUAUUUUUCACAAAAUUUUAUAUUUAAUAUAAAAACAUUUUUAAGGAAUAACUUCAACAUAAUAGAUAAUAAUUUAGAAAUUUUGAAAAAUAAAAAUAAAAAACUUGUUGAAAAACUGAAGUUAGGUUUAGAAAAUGCUGAAAAUCAAGAAAAUUAUAUAUAUGAGUUAGAAAAAAGCUUGAAAAAUGAAAAAGAAAAAAAUAGAAAUGUAAAUAAUUUACUUGAUAAAAUAAAUAAUUUAACAGAAGAAAAUGAAAAAUUAAAGAGUAAAAAUGAGCAAUUAGAAUUGUCUUCUUUUAAACAUAAAGAAGAAAACAACAAAAUAAAAGUAGAAUUAAAAAAAUAUAUAUCACUUUAUGAAAAAAAUAAAAAAUUAGAGAAUAAAAACAUAAGUUAUAAUAUCUUAAACAAAAAAAUGAGUACCUUAUUUAAAAAAAUAAAUAAUGAUGUUCAGGUUAAUAGAAAUAAUAAAACAUUAGAAAAAAAUAGAAGUUACAGCUUUAAUUUCUUACAUACUUUACAAAGCAUUAUGAUUAAUGAUAUUAAACAUUCAAAUGAUAAUAAUAAUAAUAAUAAUAAUAAAUGUAAACAAAACCUACAAAAUACUAUGAUAAAUAAUAAUUGUUCUAGUAAUAAUAAAAUAGAAAAUAAUGAUAAAAAAAUUCAUAAUUUAGGAAAAAAAAUAAUAAGCUAUGAAAGAAUUAACAAACAAAAUGAUUCAUUUAUUCAUGGAGAAAAUAAUAAACGAGUAUAUCAUAAAAAAUUAACUACUUAUAAAAUUUAUAAUAAUAGUGAUAUAACCUGUACAGAAGAAAGUGAUAAUAUAUAUAAAAAUAUCGAAUAUAUAAAUAGAAAAAUUACAAAAAGAAUAGAUGAUGGUAUUGAAGAUUGUGUUAUAAGAGAUAUUAAGUUAAAAAAUAUAAGUAGUUUAAAUGAUUCAUAUUUUUCACGGGAUAAUUGUUAUUCUAGUACAACGCUACUAAUGGAUAUAAAAAAAACAUUAAGAAAUAAUAGAAUAUAUUUAAUAAACUCUAUGCUUAAAAAACAUAUUGAUAAAAUUGAAAAAAAAAAAAAAAAAUCAAGAAAAUUGUUGAAGUUACACCAAAAACCUAAAUUAAAAGAUGAUAUUCAUAAUGAAAGAGAUCAAUCUUAUUCCUUAAAUAAUAUGAUAAUAGAAGACUAUAGAUGUUCCAUAUAUAAUUUUUAUGAAUGCAUAAAAAAUGAUAUAAGGAUAAUUUUGGAAAACUCUGACAAUGUGAAUCUGGAUCUUUUUUCUAAUUACUCAAAAAACAUAAUAAAAGAAAUACAUAAUGAAAAAAAUGUGCUAAAAAAAAAAAAAAUUGAUAAAAUUACAAGAAAAUAUCUUAGACAGAUUGAUUCAUACAGGUUAAAUGAGAAAGAUUUUUUUCAUAAUAUAACGAAAGAAGAAAAUAGAAAUGAUAAAUACUUCAACUUAAAUUACAAUAAAUAUGAUUCAUUUGAUUUACGUAAAAUCUUAAAAAAUAAUUAUCAGCAACAAAUUUUUGAUAGUGACUAUGAAGAAGCUUUUUCUUUUAAUAUUUAUGAAAAUAAUGAUUUAAAAAUUAUUGACCGAUUAAAAGAUUUAAAAAGCAACAUAUCCUUUUAUAAAUUAUAUGAUUUAAUUGAUUUUUCUAACAAAAAAUAA